GUUCGUCCCAACUUUUCUCACCCCGGGCAGGGCGCGACGGGCGCAGUCCGCGGGCAGGUUGCUGCGCUCGUGCUCGCUCCGCCGCCUGCCCUCCGGGCGCCGGUCCUCGGCGAGCAGCCGCCACUCCGUGGCCCCUGGCGGCGCGUCCCCUGCCACCUCGGCCAGCCUCCCCGUCCCGGCUCCCUCUCUGGCGGGACAGCCCCGCGCCGGGGUGGCUCUCCUUUCCCCCCUUCUCCGGGCGCCCCCGCACCAACUCUCGCGCCGGGAUCGCAGCGGAAACCUCCCUCCCCUUUCGCCUCCUCCGGCUCCUUCCCUCCGCCCCUCCUCCGCCAGCCACUGGAAUCAAUUCCUUGGGGGGACUUGGGGCUCCGCCGCCCGCGGAGGGCAGCCUUUCGGCGCGGGACUCCGGGGUUCCGACGGGGCCAUGUAAGCAGCGACCCUCCGGAGCACCACGCCGGGCAUGGACGCCCUUUUCCGCACCUGGAGGAGCACGGGUGGUAGUGCCCCGUCACGAAGCUGCUAAGGCCAUCUCAAGGGCGUGGGCGCCGGGACACGAGGGCGGCAUCCCAGGCCUGCAGAGCCAUGCCUUUCGGCCUGAAGCUGCGCCGGACGCGGCGCUACAAUGUCCUGAGCAAGAACUGCUUUGUCACUCGCAUCCGCCUGUUGGACAGCAGUGUUAUCGAGUGCACGCUGUCCGUGGAGAGCACGGGGCGGGAGUGCCUGGAGGCGGUGGCCCAGAGGCUGGAGCUGCGGGAGACACACUACUUUGGCCUUUGGUUUCUCAGCAAGAGCCAGCAAGCACGAUGGGUGGAGCUGGAGAAACCUCUGAAGAAACAUCUGGACAAGUUCGCUAAUGAGCCUCUGCUUUUCUUUGGAGUCAUGUUCUAUGUGCCAAAUGUGUCAUGGCUUCAGCAAGAAGCCACAAGAUAUCAGUAUUACCUGCAAGUCAAAAAAGACGUGCUUGAAGGGCGGUUGCGGUGUUCGCUGGAACAGGUGAUCCGGCUGGCAGGCUUAGCUGUGCAAGCUGAUUUUGGAGAUUAUAAUCAGUUUGAUUCUCAAGAUUUCCUCAGAGAAUAUGUACUGUUUCCUAUGGACUUGGCCCUGGAGGAAGCUGUUCUGGAGGAACUGACGCAGAAGGUGGCCCAGGAGCGCAAAGCCCACAGUGGGAUCCUGCCAGCAGAAGCCGAGCUUAUGUACAUCAACGAGGUGGAACGUUUGGAUGGAUUUGGACAGGAGAUCUUCCCUGUGAAGGACAAUCAUGGAAACAGUGUGCACCUGGGCAUUUUCUUUAUGGGGAUUUUCGUGAGGAACAGAAUUGGAAGACAAGCAGUAAUCUACAGGUGGAAUGACAUGGGAAACAUCACCCACAACAAGUCUACUAUCCUGGUGGAACUCGUCAACAAAGAGGAGACCGCCCUCUUUCACACGGAGGAUAUCGAAAAUGCCAAGUACAUAUCUCGACUGUUUGCUACACGGCACAAAUUUUACAAACAAAACAAAAUCUGCACCGAACAAUCCAAUUCUCCACCCCCUAUCAGACGCCAGCCCACCUGGAGCCGGUCCUCCCUGCCCCGGCAGCAGCCCUACAUCCUGCCUCCCAUGCACGUCCAGUGUGGCGAACACUACUCGGAAACACACACUUCUCAAGACAGCAUCUUCCAUGGGAAUGAAGAAGCCUUGUAUUGCAACUCACACAACAGCCUGGACUUAAGUUAUUUAAAUGGCACCGUCACCAACGGCGGCAGCGUGUGUAGCGUUCACAGUAUCAACUCCCUCAGCUGCUCCCAAAGCUUCAUCCAGGCUUCUCCCGUCUCCUCCAACCUCAGCAUCCCUGGGAGUGACAUCAUGCGGGCGGACUACAUCCCCAGCCACCGGCACAGUGCCAUCAUCGUACCAUCCUACCGGCCCACACCCGAUUACGAGACGGUCAUGCGGCAGAUGAAGAGGGGCGUCGUGCACACGGACAGCCAGAGCCAGUCCCUGCGAAACCUCAACAUCAUCAACACCCACGCCUACAACCAGCCGGAGGACCUGGUGUACAGCCAGCCCGAGAUGCGGGAGAGGCACCCGUACACGAUCCCCUACGGGCUCCCAGGGGGCUACGCGAACAAACUGGUCAGCCCUUCGGACCAGCUCAACCCCACGAAUCCCACGGUGCCGAGCAAGCCGGGGGGACCCAGUGCCAUCUCACACACGGUGAGUACCCCGGAGCUGGCCAACAUGCAGCUGCAGGGCGCCCAUAGCUACAACGCGGCCCACGUACUCAAAAACUAUCUCUUCCGGCCGCCACCCCCCUACCCACGGCCCCGGCCGGCCACCAGCACACCAGACCUCGCCAGCCACCGCCACAAGUACGUCAGUGGCAGCAGCCCCGACCUGGUGACCCGCAAGGUUCAGCUGUCCGUGAAGACCUUCCAGGAGGACAGCUCUCCGGUGGUGCACCAGUCCCUCCAGGAGGUGAGCGAGCCCCUCACGGCCACCAAGCACCACGGUGCGGUGCACAAGCGUCACAGCCUGGAGGCGAUGAGCAGCAUGGUGAGGGGUAUGGAAGCCAUGACCCUGAAGUCGCUCAACAUCCCCACGGCCCGCCGCAACACCCUGCGGGAGCCGGGGCCUCCCGAGGAGGGCCCCGGCAGCCGCGAGGUCCCCCAGCUCCCCCAGUACCACCACAGGAAGACUCUCUCGGAUGCCACCAUGCUGAUCCACAGCAGUGAGAGCGAGGAGGAGGAGGAGGAGGCUCCCGUCCCGGUGCCCCAGAUCCCCGUGCUCCGGGAGAAGGUGGAGUACAGCACCCAGCUACAGGCCGCCUUGGCCCGGAUUCCAAACAAGCCCCCACCCGAGUACCCCGGGCCCCGGAAAAGCGUGAGCAACGGGGCGCUGCGGCAGGACCAGGCGUGCCUGCCUCCUGCCGUGGCCCGGGCCAGGCUGCUGCGGCACGGGCCCGCCAAGGCCAUCAGCGUCUCCCGGGCCGACCAGCUGGCGGUCAACGGGGCCUCUCUCGGGCCAUCCAUCUCGGAGCCCGACCUGACGAGCGUGAAGGAGCGGGUCAAGAAAGAGCCUGUCAAGGAGAGACCUGUGUCUGAAAUGUUUUCCCUGGAGGACAGCAUUAUAGAGAGAGAGAUGAUGAUUCGGAAUCUAGAAAAGCAGAAGAUGGCAGGCCUGGAGGCGCAGAAGAGGCCACUGAUGUUGGCAGCCUUGAAUGGACUCUCAGUUGCUCGGGGCUCAGGGCGGGAGGAGAGUCGCGUCGAUGCCACCCGAGUUCCCAUGGACGAGAGGUUCAGAACCCUGAAAAAGAAGCUCGAAGAGGGAAUGGUGUUCACAGAAUAUGAGCAAAUUCCAAAGAAAAAGGCAAAUGGCAUUUUCAGCACAGCGGCUCUGCCAGAAAAUGCUGAGCGCAGCCGAAUCCGCGAGGUGGUUCCCUAUGAGGAGAACCGCGUAGAGCUAAUACCAACCAAAGAAAAUAACACAGGCUACAUUAAUGCCUCCCACAUCAAGGUGGUGGUCGGUGGGGCAGAAUGGCACUACAUCGCCACUCAGGGGCCCCUGCCACACACAUGCCACGACUUCUGGCAGAUGGUGUGGGAGCAGGGAGCGAACGUGAUCGCCAUGGUCACUGCAGAGGAGGAAGGCGGACGAACCAAGAGCCACCGAUACUGGCCCAAACUGGGUUCCAAGCACAGCUCAGCCACCUAUGGCAAGUUCAAGGUCACCACGAAGUUCCGAACAGAUUCCGGUUGCUAUGCAACGACAGGCUUGAAGGUCAAGCACCUUCUGUCUGGGCAGGAGAGGACCGUGUGGCAUUUGCAAUAUACUGACUGGCCAGACCACGGCUGCCCAGAGGAUGUCCAAGGAUUUUUGUCCUACUUGGAGGAGAUCCAGUCAGUCCGUCGCCAUACCAACAGCAUGCUGGAAGGCACCAGGAACCUGCGCCCCCCGAUCGUGGUCCACUGCAGCGCCGGGGUGGGGCGGACCGGUGUGGUCAUCCUUUCUGAGCUGAUGAUCUACUGCCUGGAGCAUAAUGAAAAGGUAGAAGUACCGAUGAUGCUGAGGCUCCUCAGGGAGCAAAGGAUGUUUAUGAUCCAGACCAUCGCUCAGUACAAGUUUGUCUAUCAGGUCCUCAUCCAAUUUCUCCAAAACUCCAGACUCAUUUAACCCCCGCAUCCCCAACGGCAGUUCCUGGAAGAGGGGCCCAGCUCCAUCUCGCGGAUGGGGAAACACCUCCAGACAACAUCUGUUUCCCAGCAGGGCGCAGAUGGCCGGAGCAGGCAGAGACCGCGGACUCCCUGAAGGCGGGAGCCAAGAUCACUCGCAAACAUUGUGUACUAUUUUAUAUGAGAUAAUUUAUUUUUUCCUCCUUCGGGAUAACUUUUGUGAAUCAUCCUAACUCAGUUUUCACAAUAAUAUAGUCUUUUCAUUUGAACCACAUUUUGACUGAUCUGCAGUGUAAAUAGGGCUGUAUGGAGGGAGGGUUGCCUGGUGCAUCCUUUGGCGGGGGGGGGGCAGAGGCAGAAGGGAACACAUCUCUAGUGAAGUUGGAGCCAGAUUUGUGACCAACCCUGAAAUUCAUCAGCCUAAUUGCUCAUAUCCAAAUCAAAGAUGGCAAGAAAAUGAGUGCAUCCUAAAAUAUAAAGCGCUAAGACCCUAUUUCUGAAGGGGAAAAGCAACACUAUUCUCUUAUAUAGGGGGAUCCUGUGGCUUGAUGGGGGCUUUCCAGGUGACUCUAGUGGUAAAGAACCCGCCUGCCAAUGCAGGAGACAUAAGAGACACAUGGGUUUGAUCCCUGGGUGGGGAAGAUCCCCUGGAGGAGGGAAUGAAAACCCACUCUAGUAUUCUCGCCUAGGAGAAUCCCAUGGACAGAGAAGCCUGGCAGGCUACAGUCCAUGGGGUCACAAAGAGUCAGACAUGCUGAGUGACCAAACUACGACACCGUUGGUUUGCUGGUCACCGUCCUGAACUUCAUAGGUUAGUACACAAUAAAGCAUGUUCCGGGUGCUUUCCCUCUUGCUGACUUUGGGGAAUUCUUCUGUCAUCUGGCUUCUCUUGGUGCAACUUUUCAGUCGUGGCUUUGUUCUUAAAAUGACUUUUGUGGGUAUUCUAUGAUGUAGUCCCCCACUGCUUUUUUCCCCCCUCCUGAGCUGUAAAUACGUGGAAAGAAUGGCACCCAACCCACCAGAAGGAGUGCACCUUUGUGAUUUCCAGCCACCACACAAUAGACGGGUGCGGAGGCUGAUUCCCAAUGGGCUUCUUUGGAGUAUAAAUCAACUUGGUUUCAUUCCUGGCCAGGUAUGAAAAACUCAGUUUCACACCUGAGUCUGUAUUUGGACUCAGAGUAUCUGGCGAGGGAGGGUCUCUUCCCUUCUCCUACAAGGACUGAAGAAUCAGUCAGGAGUAGAGCUUCUACUGAGCCCCCUCGGGUCUGGAAUUUUGCUGAAUGAUCUGAAGAAGGAAAACCACUAGGAUGACAUGUAUUUUCAGCGGAUCAGAGCUCAUAACUCUCACGAGGAGAUGCUCAGAACACAGAUCAGCAGCAGGCAGAGAGGUACUUGUUUCCUUUUCCUUAGAGACUUUCCAUCCUUGGGAUACUCUGCCAUUAGGGAUGUUUUAACGGUUGGUCUGCAGUUACUGGCUUAUUGUUGAUGAACCACAUCAGUAUUCCUCUUUCCUCUCUCAGCCCCCCGCGUGGGCACUGUUGAUGUCUCAUGUGGGCAGCGAGUAGAUGUGCAGUCUCUUUGAGCCCAUCACUCUUGGACCUCCUUUCAACUCACCCACUGUUGCCACUUGGUGCCGAGGGAAUAUUCAUGAAUGAACAAAAUGUAGAGAAGUAGGUUCGGUAUCCAACUUCCUAGCCAGAGUUUAUAUUAAAACGCGAAGGAAAGCAUUUAAAAGUGAUUCCCCGUAUUUUGUUUUUAAAAACAAAUGCUUUUGGUCCUUGAGCCCAUUUUGCAUUCCUUUUCGCAUCUCCGGUAAAUGCCAACCUAUCUCCUGUUAAAUUAGCAGCAGCCAUUUAAAGUCCUUACAGUGGCAUCUGCAUUGUAAUUGCCCAGAGAUGCUUUAUAUCUGGGAAGCAAGCCAAGGAAUAAACCUUGAAGCAAAGUGUAUUAAAUUAGUUAUCUAGUUAGAGCUUUUGGAAUGAGUUCCUGACGACAUAUCAAGUCUGAAGCUGGAGCUGCCGGGGUCUGUUGCUGCAGUGGGGAAAAAAUAAAAAAUGGAAGGGGAGAAAAAAAGACACUGUGUCACCACAAGGCUGUCCAACACUUUCAGGCCUCUGGGUUUGCAGCUUUUCUGGUUGAAAUGUCUUGUUUCUUUCAUCCAUCUCAUUUGGAUGCAUUGACCCAGGGUUCAUCCUUGUUUACUAUGGUCCUUGGACCAAGGGGAGCUGAGUUUGAUGUCUUCAUCCUUGAGCUGAGCUGAGGCUGCCAGCAAAGCCAGAUCAUGUCCUGCUGUGCUUUACUGGAAUCCGUAGGCUCUAAGGAGACACCACCUUUUGGCUGUAUUUAUCUUUAGACCCAUCUCUUUCCCUGGAUGGGAAGCAGAUAAGGAUUUGCUGGCUUUAGGCAGGGAUGCCAAUUGCUGGUCCCUUUAUAGGCAAGGAAUGGGGUUCCUCCCCUCAGCUGGAGAGAACAGUAAGGUCAGGGACAUCUCCACGUGGACUGUUCUGAGUAAUAAACUUUGGAGAACUUUACUUCUACAUUUGUGGUCCUAGAUUGAGAAGCACGACUAUUGUUUUGACUGUCAUUAGUCAUUUGCCUCCAAGUUCCUUGGUCCUCUGGCACCUUCCUCCAUCAGCCUGGAUAGAGGGUCCUUGUGGGCUCUGCUGGGUGGGGUCCUGUGGGACUUGUCUAUUGGCUGCCCAGGACACAUUUAACCUUUAUCCUGCCUACACUCAGCUCUUUCUAUAAACCCUGGUGGCUACAGUAAGUCAGCACUCUGAUCCAGUUGCCGACCUUUCUUAUCCUUUUCCAGGUUGACUCCUAUGAAAUUUCCAGUAUUUGGACCAUUUUUAAAAUUCACAAUGACAGAAAAUUCACAAUGACAGAAAAUUCACUUGGAUCAACCUAAUAUGUACAGUUUCUUCCCCUUGAUUAGUGUGGAUCCCAGUGUGCCAUAUGUCUUUUCUCAAGAGCUAAUGAACACGAAAGCGUGUACGUUGGGUUCUUUCUGUGAACCUGUGGCCUUGCUGCAGCGACCCUUGCCUCACUUGAUGAGUGGGCUGUCCCCUGGGGCUUGGAGUCACACUUUGCAGAGAUCCCCGUGCACUUUGGAUUCUCAUAAGCAUAUGUCUGGGGGUUUUCAGCUGUUGUUCUUUCUUGAUGUAUAGUCCGUAUUAGCUGGCCUUAGCCCAGUGGUUAUGGAAAAUAAUUGUGGGCCCAAAGGUGUCCAGAGUGGCAAAGCAAAAUGUGCUUUCAAAUCUCUCCCCCACUUCCAGUCAUGUGUAUGAUGGAGAA
This is a messenger RNA of Budorcas taxicolor (takin), 7445 nucleotides long. It is a transcript of the gene PTPN14, whose product is annotated as protein tyrosine phosphatase non-receptor type 14. Gene Ontology annotation, molecular function: protein tyrosine phosphatase activity. Gene Ontology annotation, biological process: protein dephosphorylation; lymphangiogenesis. The record is from RefSeq and is a predicted model, not a curated record. NCBI's taxonomy places the organism in Eukaryota, Metazoa, Chordata, Mammalia, Artiodactyla, Bovidae. Gene Ontology annotation, cellular component: cytoskeleton. The transcript is spliced from 19 exons. Bases 583 to 4152 code for a protein of 1189 amino acids.